AUGGUCUACGUGCGGCAGGACAAGCUGCCCAACCUCAAGCAGUACAAGUACUCGGGCGUCGACCAUUCCCUGACCAGCAAGUACAUCCUGAAGCCAUUCUACACCAAUGUGGUCAUCAAGUGCUUCCCCAUGUCCAUGGCCCCGAACCUGAUCACCUUGACCGGCUUCUCCUUCGUCGUGAUCAACCUCUUGACUAUGCUGUGGUACAACCCGACCCUCGACCAGAACUGCCCUCCCUGGGUAUACUACAGCUGGGCUGCAGGACUGUUCCUGUACCAGACAUUUGACGCAGUGGAUGGGUCCCAGGCGCGCCGAACACACCAGAGCGGCCCACUCGGCGAGCUCUUCGACCACGGCGUCGACGCCCUCAACACCUCCCUCGAGGUCCUCAUCUUCGCCGCGUCGCAAAACAUGGGCCAGGGCUGGAAGACCGUUGCCACUCUCUUCGCAUCGCUCCUCACCUUCUACGUCCAGACCUGGGACGAGUACCACACCAAGACCCUCACCCUCGGCAUCGUCAACGGGCCCGUCGAGGGCGUGCUCAUCCUGGUCGGCGUCUACGCCCUGACGGGCUACAUGGGCGGCGCCUCCUUCUGGCAGCAGUCCAUGCUGGCCACCCUGCGCGUGCCGCAGGGCCCGCUGCCGGACCUGCUGUACAGACUCUCCUUCACCGAGUGGUACAUGGUGCAGGGCACCUUCGUCCUCGUCUUCAACACGGUCGAGUCGGCGCGCAACGUGAUCCGCGCCCGGCGCGCCCGCGGCGACCGCUCCCGCUACGCCCUCGUCGGCCUGCUGCCCUUCUUCGGCACCUGGGCCCUCGUCGUCGCCUACCUCUGGCUGCAGCCCAACAUCCUGCACGGCCACCUCGUGCCCUUUGUGCUCUUCGCCGGCGUCGUCAACGCCUACAGCGUCGGCCAGAUGAUCACGGCCCACCUCGUCAAGCUCGACUUCCCCUACCACAACGUGCUCGUCCUGCCGCUGGCCUGGGGCGUCGUCGACUCCCUCGGCCCCCUGCUGCUCGAGCACGCGCCCUUCCCCUGGCUCGGCUGGCCCAGCGCCCUCGGCGACGGCGUCUACCAGGUCGCCUUCAUGUUCAGCAUGCUCGGCCUCGCCGUCGGCGUCUACGGCUCCUUUGUCGUCGACGUCAUCGUCACCAUCUGCGACUACCUCGACAUCUGGUGCCUGACCAUCAAGCACCCUUACGUCGAGGGCAAGGAAGACGGCAAGAAGAAGGCGAAUUGA
Thyridium curvatum is the source of this 1242-nucleotide messenger RNA. RefSeq lists its product as uncharacterized. Gene Ontology annotation, molecular function: phosphotransferase activity, for other substituted phosphate groups. Gene Ontology annotation, biological process: phospholipid biosynthetic process. The coding region runs from base 1 to 1242 and encodes 413 amino acids. The transcript is spliced from 3 exons. The record is from RefSeq and is a predicted model, not a curated record. Gene Ontology annotation, cellular component: membrane. Lineage: Eukaryota; Fungi; Ascomycota; Sordariomycetes; Thyridiales; Thyridiaceae.